Ficedula albicollis (Collared flycatcher) is the source of this 6163-nucleotide messenger RNA. It is a transcript of the gene CWH43, whose product is annotated as cell wall biogenesis 43 C-terminal homolog. Lineage: Eukaryota; Metazoa; Chordata; Aves; Passeriformes; Muscicapidae. The coding region runs from base 94 to 2199 and encodes 701 amino acids. Gene Ontology annotation, biological process: GPI anchor biosynthetic process. The transcript is spliced from 16 exons. Gene Ontology annotation, cellular component: endoplasmic reticulum. The record is from RefSeq and is a predicted model, not a curated record.
ACGGGCGGCGGCGCCGCGCCCUCCCGGGCAGUCGGGACUCGGCUCCCGGCGAGAGGGACGCAGCCCCCGCCGACCCGGGCAGCGCCAGGGACGAUGCUUCCCCUGUGGAAGGCCAUUCUCUCGGAGAGUGUCCUGGGCUACAUUUCUUGGUCUCUUUACCACGCGCUGCCACCAAUGAUCUACUACUUCCCCCUCCAGACACUGGCACUCACAGGCCUAGAAGUUUUUGCCAUUGCCUUCUUUUCCCCGAUAUUCUUGACAAUUGGCCCUUUUUGGAGGUUGGCUAACAAUGAGUAUGUCCUAGCCUUUCUGAGAUUGACUAUGGUUGGAAGCUUGGCAUCAUAUCAUGCACCAAAUGCUCCAGUUAGACUACUUAUCUUGGCUGUUGGUGUUUCUUCUUCAUUGCUGGUUCAAACAGUAACAUGGUGGUCAGGAAACAGUUUGCAAAGGUUCAUCAGGAUAUGGGGCUUCAUUCUAGGCAAGAUAAUGCUCCUUGUUCUUCGUAUCUGGUACACAUCACUUAAUCCAGUCUGGAGCUCACAAGCUGCCAAUACUAUCAUACUGACAAUUGGUUUUGUAGCAGCAAUGGAGAGAGUUCAUUCAGGUGGAGACAAGAGGAAACAAGAAACAAACAAAACUGGUAAUGUGGUUAGAGAGACUGCUUCCCAUCCUCAUUGGUUUUUAUCAGGGAUUGCUUUUGGCAGCCUGAUGUUCCUCACUCUGUGGAUAUUUGGGGAGGUUUCUUUAAUUUCUAGAUGGGCAGUAAGUGGACAUCCACAUACAGGUCCAGAUCCUAAUCCAUUUGGAGGUACAGUUCUGUUGGGCCUUGCUCAUGGACUGAUGCUUUCAUUUUGGAGCUGGUCUUCUGUCAUCAAUUUUGCCUUGUUUCUCAUAGGUUUGGCAUCAUCAGCUGGUCUCCUUUAUUUACAUACCUGGAGUGCUGCUGUUGCAGGCAGCAUUCUUGGUAUCUUUACUAUGUGUGUGUGGCCUCAACUAGCUGGACACUUUGUCAGCUGUCUGCAUCCUGGGAAAGCCAUGAGUACAGCCAUGUUUGCCUAUGUUCUUGAAUUAUUCUUCUGUGUAUGGUGUACAGCUUAUAAAUUUGUACCUGGAGGAGUUUACAUUAGAGAAAGCUCCCAUCUUCUUCUAGGUUUUAUAAUGUUAUGUAUUGGGGUAGGCUUUCUAACAGGACCCAAGAAAGACCUUAGCUCUGUCUUUGAAGUGAAAAGCAAUCAAAAACCAUUCUUCAAAAGGAGUAAAAACUAUAUUAAACUACUAUUGUGGCUGUUUGUUGGUGUUGGCUUGCUUGGAUUGGGUUUACGUUAUAAAACUUACCAGAAGAAGUUGGGCCAAGGGGUUCCCAAAAGAGAUUUCUCUGCUCUGAUCUGGCCUUUUAGAUUUGGAUAUGACAAUGAAGGAUGGUCUAAUUUGGAAGGAUCAGCUAAUUUGCUCAAUCAGACAGAAGCAGAUUUUAUCACUAUUAUAGAGAGUGAUGCCUCUAAACCAUUCAUUGGAAACCAUGAUCCAACAAUGUGGCUAGGAGAAAGACUGGGAUUUUAUACAGAUUUUGGUCCAAGCACAAGAGAUCACACUUGGGGGAUUAUGGCACUAUCCAGGUAUCCAAUUGUAAAAUCAACCCAUCACCUCCUCCCAUCUCCAGAGGGAGAGAUUGCACCUGCCAUCUCCCUGACUGUCAACUUCACAGGGAAGCUGGUUGAUUUUGUUGUCGCUCACUUCGGAAAUGAAGAAGAGGACUUGGACAGAAAACUCCAAGCAAUAGCUGUUUCAAACCUAUUGAAGACUAGCUCUAAGCAAGUUGUAUUUCUAGGAUAUAUCACUUCAGCUCCUGGAUCCAGAGACUAUACUGAAUUAAUAAAAAAUGGAAAUGUUCAGGAUAUUGACAGCACAGAUCGAGACAGAUGGUGUAGCUAUAUUAUGUAUCGCGGAGUAAUAAGGCUGGGUUAUGCCCGCAUAUCUCAUGCAGGUUUAAGUGAUUCAGAAGUCCAGAUGGCCAAAUUUAGAAUCCCAGAUCAUGUGGAUAGCUAUGUUGACAAUGACAGAAUUGUCACUGAUCCCAGCCAAGUUCCUGAGGACAUCCACUUCAAUCCCAGGUUUGGAUCUUAUAAAGAUGGACAUAAUUAUGUGCCUAUUCAUCACUUCCAUAUGAGCACUCCUAAAUAUUUUAAACAGAUGAAUUAGAGCAAGAAAAUAAAAUAUUAUUAAGACCAUCGAGAAAGGUUUGUUGUUUGAAACUGAAUUGGCAGCCAAAAAGACUACACUGUUCAAGGAUGAACAACUCCCAUGCUGCACAACACUGUGGAUGUCUAUGUAAUAGUUGGUGACUUUCUUCUUUAAUGAGCUGCCAUCACUGUUAGGGAGGGAAGAUGUGUGCAUUUUGGUAAACUGGUAUUUACCUUGGCCAGAUACCUGCUUUGUAUGCAAAAAAACAAGGGUGGGAACUUGCUUUGGCAAAAACUUCUUCAGCUUUUGUGGAGGUAUAAUAUACCAUGAAGUUUCACAGUGCUAUUGCUGUUACUGCAAUAAAAAGCUUGGCCUUAGGUUUUUCAAAAUAAGAAUGGAAUCAGUGUAUUUCCUAAUUGGGAGUUAUGCAGUAAGUAUGUGUUUGAAGUGUGUGCAUUUUUGACUCUAACAGUAUUUACAUGUGCUGCUGUUCUACAUUUUAUUCUUAAUUGAGUUUGACAACAAUUUGCAGAUAAUUGAUGUUCAUAAUACUGGAGAAAAAGAGGUGACUUUUUAUAGACUUAAUUUUAUUAACUGGACAUUAGGCACUUCAAUGCUUUUACAAAGGGAAGAGUACCUCUGGAUAAUGAUGGUUAUGAGACACCUACAUGAACAGACUGACAAAUAAUUAAAAGCAGUCAUGCUUAACAAGGUUUCUGAGAGGGGAGAAAAGUUGCUUGUAACUUUUAUUUAAAAUUAACCAUACGAAAGGGAAAACAAAAAAGAAAAAUGCUUUGUUUCUUUGCUAGUGCUACACUUCAGUAGGACUAGAUAGACUAAACAGAGGUGUUGCUUUCUUGACCUAGGCAGUGGAUUCUGUUAUGCAAUGCACAUGUGACACAAUGUAAAAUGUUGAGUCUUCUUAGAGUUUCUUGGCACUGUCUUAUAUUUAGCUCCUGAUCCUUCAGUAUAGGUGCAGAGCUUCCCUUGAACAAUGAGGGCAUUUUCAGUGUUGUCCAAAGGAUGUUUCCUGCUUGUGAGAAAGCUGUUAGAUAAUUUAAGUGAUGCAUUCAGUUUGGAAACCACAUCUGUGAUAUUGGUAUUUAAUACUGUGUGUCUUUCCAGUAAUAUCUAAACAUACCAUAACUGAAAGGAAUAGGUUAUGUUGCAGGAAAGAGGGUGGAUUUUUUUCUCCCUCUAAUUCUUCACCAUAUACUUUUAAGAACAGCUUGAGCAUACUCAAUUUUAUUGUUUCUCCAGGAUGUGUUUUUACCCAAGGUUUCUUUUUCUGUGGAGUCAGGUAAUUGCUGCCAGCACCACAUUUGUCACUUUAUUCUGGUCACCUAUCAUUUUGCUCCCUUGUUUUUAGAGCUGUGUUUCUGAGAGUGAAAUUGAUCACUGGUCUUUGUGGACAGAGGAUAUCUGAAAGGCAUUUAAAAAGCUCAGUGGUUAUGUAUUCAUUAUUUCAGAUAUUACUGACCAUUAACCAGCCAUUGCUGAACUAAUUUCUCACCUGUGGGUGCUUUGUGUGCCUUUUCAAGCCCUCUGAACUUGGAUAAAUUACGUUGGGGAGUGCUACAAAUUGCUUUCUUGCAUUUUUAGCAGUUUUUUUCUGCAAACAUCAGUAGUCCUGGUCUCUUCUUUCACCAACCUUGCAAAAGCAGCUGGCACUGGCACUGUUUCACAGUGCUCUGAGUAUCCUCAUUUAUUUUCAGCAUGCUCUCAUGCUAGCUCUGAUGCACAUCCAGCCACAGGUUUGCUUUUUCAUAGUCUGUAGAAUACAUAACGUUACCUUGCCAUGUUACUUAACAUUCUCCACAGGCUGACUCUGCAAAUACCUUGCAAUGUGAGCAGUUUGUUAAUGUGAAAUGCAAGAAAUGAUACAUAUAAGUACAAAAAGCUUGAAAACUCCUAAUUUUUUAACAAUUAGAAAAUAGGAUGAGGAUAUUUUUCAAGAAGCCAGAUAGCAUAACAUGACUUGUGUAACAGAUCCGUUUAUCAAUCAUAUCUGAAUGUAAUCUUCAAAGUCUCUGAGCAUACUUUGAUGGAUUUUUUACAGGAUUUAGACAUGCUCACCCCAUUAGGAAAGUUCAUGUUGACAGUAAAAAUAUCUAAACUUUGAAUAUUCUCUUCCUCUAAGUAGCCUGUGUAGUUUAAUUUAUGUAAUUAGUAGCUUAUAUUUGUUGACAUUUGCAUUAUUUUAUCAGAAUGAUUAAGAAAAAACAUGACCACAAACUGUUUGUAUACUUCUACUACUGUGUUUAGGAUUGGGAAGCUAAAACUAAACUUUAUUUGUCCUUACAUCUAUACACUGAUCUAAUCCCUUGUAUCUCAGUGGUUUAGAAAAAUGUGCAUUAUAUAUCUAAGUCACAACCACUGUUUCAAACUAUGACAGAAAUGUGCUAGAACAGGUCCUGCUGCAGGGGUGUGUGACUAAUCUUAGUUUUCUAAUCAUACUCUCUUCAUCUCAGCUUUCAUAAAGAAAGUAUGUUAUGAAAGAAAAUGUUUGUGGAUAUCUUUAUGCAUUCAGAGAUGACAUGCAAAGAAAAAAAGUAUAAAUCAAGCAGUAUUUACUAAAGGUUUAAACUUUUGCUUGUGGUAAAAAGGUCUAGAUUACAUAUAUCUGACUACUAAAUAAUAUGUAUUCUGUUGUAGUGCAAAUCCCAUCCUCUGAAAUUCUGUGCAGGUCAGUUGAAGUUUGUAGGAAUGUACAGGAAGAAACAGCAGUGCAUCAGGGGCCUACCAGUGUGUAUCUUGGAAUAAAUAAAGAACUCCAGGUAACAUAUAUGAGAGCAACUUUUGAGGGUAAUUGUACUGGAUUCUUCAGCAGGGUGGAGACUCCAGUCUCCUCUUAGAUAUAUAUUCCUGCCUUGACUCAGGCACAGUGACUCCAGUGUUGUUACAGAGCACUCCAAAAUCUGGGAGCUGCAGUUCAAACCUCUUGGGCUAAGAAAACCUGACAUUGUUAUUUUCCAUUUUCAAAAACUGUGUUGCAGCUACAAGCUGAGCAAAAGUUGGACACACCCUUUGGUUUUGAACCAGAGUUGAUGUUAUUGAAACAAGUUGUUGCAGCUUAAGUGUAUAGGUAACCAGUUCCCACCUGUCUCGCUGAAACACAGCACUGAGAAUGUUCAUGGUUCUCUGCUGAUAGGGAGGGAGCUUUGUGGCCCCAGAGAGAGGUGCUGGCUGUUUUGAUGCACCUCCAGGGUUUAGGAAGAAAUUCUAAGGUGCUCUCAAGCUUGACUGCUCAUGAUGAAUGGAAGAGAAUGUAAAAUUUUAAACUGAAGCUGAAAAAGCCCAUUAACUGGAAUGUAAGAAUUUAUUAACAGCCCUGAAACACGAUUUUUCUCACGUAUGUAAAAUGACAUUUGUUUGCAGAAUGUUACAGAAGGACUUUUGGGCCAAAGUAAUAUACCUGUGGAACAAGUAUUAGAGAACAGACCUUUUCACUUCAGCAGGGAACACAGUAUGGGUCUAUGGGACAGGGAGAUUAAAAUUACUUGGACUGUUUAAUGAGUAGUCCUUUGAAGCAGUUCGUGUAAUCUGCAGCUGCUGCUUUCUGCCACUUGAGGUCCUCUUUUGUCCCUAAUUAGUACAGUUUGCUGAUGCCAAGAGGGAAUAACCCAGGUGCUGGGUUUUUUCAUUGUAACUCUGAGGGUGAAAAACCUUUUCAGAAGCAUUGCACAAAGCUGUGUUGACUUGGGUAUCAUUUGUUACCUCUUCAUAUCUGCAAAGGAUUUAGAACUGUCAUUGCUGGACUUCUUGUAGGCACUUUGUUUAUUUUCUUACAAUACCCUGCACUGUACUUUGUCACUGCUUUAUCUGCUUUCUUAAUGUUCAGCAAAUUCUUCUUUGUAACAUUUUUCUUUUCAAUAAAAUUUUCUUCCUCCUCUGACUUGUAAAACACAUCAUGGCUUGUAAUUCUGGUGCCUAAAAUUAACUUUCAAGCUUGUUUCUAAACAAAGCAAGAUGAAUAAAAGUA